AUGGGACAAUUUUCAACGUUUUUAGAAGCUACAGCAUUAGCACCAUGUAUUGGAUUUUGUAUAAUAACAAAUUAUAAACUUGGAUCAUUAUUGUUACAAAGUGAUACUUUAACAAAUUUUAUAACUGUAAUGAAUGAAAUGUUUCCGAAAAAUGAACAUCAAAUUAAGGAAUAUAAAGCUUUACAAUAUACAAGUAAUACAAUUAAUUUUGAAAAAAUGUAUGUUUUCUCAAUGUUAACUGUUAUAUGGAUUUUUAAUUUAAGUGGUGUUGCUCAAACAGUUAUUGAAUAUAAUUUCUUAAAUAUGCCACUUAUACGUCGGUAUGCUUAUUUCUUAUGGUAUCCUUUUGAUAUUGAUGAAGAUUUGAAAUAUAGUUUAGUUUAUAUUCAGCAAAUGCAUGCUGGUCUUAUUGCUGCUUGGGGUACUUUAGCAUCAGAUAUAUUAAUGAUUAGUAUGAUAAAUUUAUGUGUUAUGCAAUUUGAUUAUAUUUCAAAUACAAUAACAAAUUAUUUACCUUCACGUAAUCCAAAUGAUACAGGAAUGAUAAAGAAAAUUGUUAUUCAUCAUCAAAAAGUAUUAAAAUUAUCAGAAGAUGUAAAUGAAAUAUUUUCAAUGGCAAUUUUAUUUAAUUUCUUGGCAUCAUCUGUAAUCAUAUGUUUAGUUGGUUUUCAAACAACAGCUGGUGUAUCAGCUCUAGAACUUUUUAAAUAUAUGCUAUUCUUAAUAUUUGAAUUAGUUCAAGUGUGGACAAUAUGCUAUUUGGGACAAAAACUUAUAGAUUCGAGUUCAGGAGUUGCUGAAGCUGCUUUUAAUCAAAAAUGGUUUGAGGGAAAUGUACAACAUCAGAAAAGUAUUCUUUUGAUUAUGACUAGAGCCCAAAAACCAGCAAUCAUAAAUGCAAAAAGUUUUACAGUGGUUUCUUUGGAAAGCUUUACUAAAGUUUGUAGCAUUUCGUAUCAAUUUUUUGCAUUACUCAGGACUGUUUACAACAAAUAG
This is a messenger RNA of Condylostylus longicornis, 996 nucleotides long. RefSeq names its product putative odorant receptor 92a. The record is from RefSeq and is a predicted model, not a curated record. The transcript has 4 exons. Lineage: Eukaryota; Metazoa; Arthropoda; Insecta; Diptera; Dolichopodidae. Bases 1 to 996 code for a protein of 331 amino acids. Gene Ontology annotation, cellular component: plasma membrane. Gene Ontology annotation, molecular function: odorant binding; olfactory receptor activity. Gene Ontology annotation, biological process: sensory perception of smell; detection of chemical stimulus involved in sensory perception of smell.